This is a messenger RNA of Lineus longissimus, 4451 nucleotides long. RefSeq names its product kinesin-like protein KIF11-A. Lineage: Eukaryota; Metazoa; Nemertea; Pilidiophora; Heteronemertea; Lineidae. The record is from RefSeq and is a predicted model, not a curated record. Gene Ontology annotation, molecular function: microtubule binding; ATP binding; plus-end-directed microtubule motor activity. The transcript has 18 exons. The coding region runs from base 81 to 3359 and encodes 1092 amino acids. Gene Ontology annotation, cellular component: spindle microtubule; mitotic spindle; nucleus. Gene Ontology annotation, biological process: microtubule-based movement; mitotic spindle assembly; spindle elongation.
UGACAAACGAGUUACACUGUGCUAUCUGAUAUUCUUUUCAUUGUGUAACACGUAGUUCAAAGUACCGCCCUAUCAAGAAAAUGGCCCCCAAAAAGGGUGAAAAAGACAAAAAUCAACACAUUCAAGUUGUUGUUCGGUGCAGACCUCAAAACUACAAAGAGAAGAAAUCUGGAAGCUUCAGCGUCUUAGAAUGCAACACAGAAAAGAAAGAGAUCUCAGUGAAGGAGAAGCAACAUUCAACCGGGGUGGCAAAUACCAAGACUUUUGCCUUUGAUCGGGUGUUUGGACCCCAUUCUAAACAGCUUGAAGUCUACAAGGAAGUGGUACUCCCCAUCCUCGAUGAAGUCCUCCUGGGCUACAAUUGUACCGUGUUUGCAUAUGGGCAGACCGGUACAGGGAAGACCUUUACAAUGGUUGGUGAGAGAUCUGAAGAAGAGAUGUCCUGGGAAGAAGAUCCUCUGGCUGGUAUCAUUCCAAGAACACUUCAUCAGUUGUUUGAGAGGCUGCAGAAACAGGAGGUUGAACAUUCUGUCCGUGUGUCAUUCCUGGAGCUCUACAAUGAGGAGCUAUUUGAUCUUUUGAGCUCCAAUGAAGGCGAUAACUGUCGAAUGCGUAUCUUUGAUGAUGCCAAUCGAAAGGGUUCCGUAGUCAUCCAGGGUCUUGAAGAAGUGGUUGUCCACAACAAAAAUGAGGUGUAUAACAUCUUGGAGAAGGGUGCUGCCAAAAGACAGACUGCUUCAACCCUCAUGAAUGCACAAUCAAGUCGUUCGCAUUCCGUUUUCUCAGUGACCAUUCACACAAAGGAAAACUCCAUUGAUGGCGAAGAACUCCUAAAGACAGGGAAGUUGAAUCUGGUCGAUCUUGCUGGCAGCGAGAAUAUUGGCCGGUCUGGUGCGGUAGAUAAGAGGGCACGCGAAGCUGGCAAUAUCAACCAGAGUUUGUUGACCCUUGGCCGUGUGAUCACAGCACUUGUGGAACACGCCCCCCAUGUUCCCUACAGAGAAAGCAAACUGACCAGGUUGCUUCAAGACUCACUCGGAGGGAGAACAAAGACUUCCAUUAUUGCUACCAUCUCACCAGCUUCUUGCAACCUUGAGGAAACUCUGAGUACAUUGGACUAUGCUCACCGUGCUAAAAACAUCACCAAUCGACCAGAGGUAAACCAGAAACUCACCAAGAAGCAUCUGCUGAGGGAAUACACAGAAGAAUUGGAGAGGUUGAGACGCGAUCUGCAGGCCUGUAGGGAGAAGAAUGGAAUAUACUUAGACAAUGAGAACUACAGUCAAAUGCAGACUGAUCUUAUGCAACAGCGCGACCAGAUCAAGGAGCUGGAUGAACAUCUGAAGUUGACCAAAGAUGAAUUCAUAAAGAUUUCUGAGAUGUUCAGCAUCACUAAACAAGAGUUGAUGAUGGUAGAAGAACAGCUAGACGACACUACACAACAGCUCGACCACACGAAGGUGGUCCUGAGACAAACCAAAGUGGCCUUGAAGGAGACUGAGGUAGAAAGAGAGGAACAGCGAUUCUUGGUGAAUGAGCAUGUCAAAACAGAGAAGGGCUUGUUCAGCCAGGCAUCUCAGCUUGUGAAAACGGCAGACUCCAGUACGUCGGAUGUCCAUGGCCUGCACGCCAAGGUUGACAGAUUGAAAAGCGUGGAGGCGGUAAAUGAGACCACAAAAGAGACUUUCCUUUCUCGGUUUACGGACAACGUUCGCAACAUGGAUAACAACCUUCAGCAGUACUCAGUCUCCCAGAUUGAACUUGGUAAUAAUCUCUCCGCUAACAUCAAUGCAGGCUUAAGCAGACGUGCGGCUGAGGUUCAGGGUCUGUGUAGUGCACUCACCAGUGUCAUGGGCAAGCUGAAAGAGCAGACAAACUCAUUACAAUUACAGCAUGUUCAGCUAAAGGACAAGGAGGAAACUUGUCUGAGUUCCUUGGCAAACCAAGCAAACACCGCCAAGGAUACAGCGAUAACAAAUUUCGUCUCCUUCCAAGAACACAUGUUUCAACCGUUGAUGGACAGCCUGUUGAACCAAUUUACACAGCAGAGUGAGGCCCUGGCAGAGUUGAGUCAGACUUUGAAUAACCAGAUGUGCCACCAUCAAGGCAUUGUGAAUCAGUUUGUGGCAGAACAACAGUGUGGUCUACGACAAGCUGAGGAACAAGUUGGAGCAUUCACCAAGCAGCAAAGCAGCUAUCUCGACCACCAUAAGAAUCUGACGUCUGGCAUGCUGGAAUCACAGAACGAGUUGGCAGAGAACCUGAAGCAUAAACUGAUUGAGGAUGUGACAAAUGCAAUACAGAACGUUGUAGAAGAGCAGAGUAAACAUCGGUCAGAGGCCACACAACGCGUGAUGGACAAUUUCGUCCAAAAUGAUGCCAUGGUUGUUGAGAUGAACAAACAAAUACAAUGUUCAACGCAGAAACUCUUCGCCGACACUGAAAUCCAUCGCACAAUCUUCACACAGCAGACAACGGAUGAUACGGCUGCAGCACAGAGGGGUAUCGGAGAGGUGGCGAGGCUGAACCAGGAUAGUCAAGAAAUCAGGACAACGUUGCAUCGAGACGUUGAUACCUUCUUCCAGGGUCAGCAAGAUGCAUGGACUCAGCAUCAUAAAACUAUGGUAGAGGCAACUGGGGAUCAUAAGCAAGGCCUUCAAACAGAUGUUGGACAGAUUACCGAAAGUGUACAGGAAUUCGUCCACAAGUGUGCAGCUUCUUUAGAAGCAGAACAGACAACAGCCGGCGUACAGCACGAGUUGCACCAGGCUGACAUGGAAAGCCACAAGCAAUACCUCGAGACCAUGAGGAACAAACAAAACAGUUUCUCCAGCGAAGAAAGCCAGGAACUGCAGAAGCGUCUCCGAGAUGUCGAGGGCCUUGUGUCUGAGGAACUAGUCAAGGAUGUGCCCACAGGCACCACUCCCCAGCGACGUGACUUCAGCUACCCAAGGCGCCUGAUGAAGACACAGCCCCAUGAUACUCUACUGAAGCAGUUCACAGUGAACAUGGAUCAUGAGGUGCUGACCAAGUUACAGGCCAUGCCGCUCCCAGAUGAGACAACUGAGGAGGAAGAUGAAGGACUGGAGUCCAUGCAGAGUGGAACAACUGAUAUCAGCGCGGAUGCUGCAAGUGUGAGUGAUGACGAGUCUUCUACUUCUUCAAAAUCAGAUCUUUCACAGGAAGAAGAAAGUAUUAAAUGUGAAGAGGUCUUCAAAGAAAACUGUACACCAGCGGCGACAAAGAAAAAACCCAGAUGUCCGCACCCGAGUCGGACGCGCACACCCAAAACACACGAAAAACUGACACCAAAGGUUCGGUCACGUCUACCAUUACGAAACAGCAAUAACAGUAACUGAUGAUACGAUUUUCGAAGGACCCCUUGACUGGUUUCGGUUUUAAAUCUGUGUUUAUCACCGUGUACAAACAUACAAUGCUAUACCUGCCAGAAGACUGUCACUGUAUAGAUUUUAUGAAUGGUCAAUAUCGAUGGCUUUGUUGGAAAGCCUUUGUUACUUUAGAUGCUUGUCUACAGUUGAAAGUUCCAUGAUCUUUUCCCAAGUGUAGGCCUAUUGUUCUUGCUUUUCAAUGUAAGACUGAAAAUAUAUCGUAGGUUGCUUGGUAACUGACCUUGAUUUUAGUGAAUUGAUGUGUAAUGUAUAUUCUGUUUUUUAUUCUUGUAAAUAAUUAUGAGCGAGAUUUUAUAAUCUAGGCUUCAGACAAAGUAUUUGAAAAUACCGGGAUGAAUGGAAAUGAGAAGCUGGCUGGCUGAUAUUAAUCGCCAGUAGUGUAUGCAAUAAUGAUUUUGGAGUGAUCAUGGUAUCUGACAAGUCAUAAUAUGGUUUACUGUCUUGUAUGUUUUGACCGCUAGAAGAUCUGGCUUUGUAUAAUUAGUGGUGAGUUGUAAUUGUUGAGUAAAGUAUUCUGUCAGUGGUGAUGCGAGUGAAAACAUGCCCUCUAUCACAGACACACUUGGGAAUGAACACUGGUGUUUUGGACUGAAGCUCGGUACCUUGAUACAGAGGUGUUCCACUGGCUGAGGCGUUAGCAAGGAAGGUUCUACUGUACUAUUGUGUGCAAUAUCAUCGUUCUUAGAAAUUUGGUCUGGAAGGUUAUAAUCAUAUUUCAUACAUUUAUUGCUGUCCUCGGGGUGUUCAAAUUGUCUCUUAUCCCGUUGAGCAAAACUAUGUAAGUCUCUGUGAGGAAUGUUCCACUGUUCUUGCCUUGUAGUUUUGCUUUGAGGUAUAUUCACUUAUUGGUUAAAACUGCUUCUUGUCAGUUCUUUAAUACAGUGUCGAUUUUCAUAUCCCUAGCUUGCUAAAACAAUAUGCAUUUUCAAAUCCAUGUAUAAAUAACCACCAAGCAUGAGACAAGUGUAUGCAAUAAUUCGGAAAUUGGUUUUCUGUGUAAGAUGGUCAUGUCAUGUAUUUAUUAGCGAGAUAAUUUUUAUC